Messenger RNA from Polyodon spathula (Mississippi paddlefish), 2622 nucleotides. It is a transcript of the gene wscd1a, whose product is annotated as WSC domain-containing protein 1. Gene Ontology annotation, molecular function: sulfotransferase activity. The record is from RefSeq and is a predicted model, not a curated record. NCBI's taxonomy places the organism in Eukaryota, Metazoa, Chordata, Actinopteri, Acipenseriformes, Polyodontidae.
GAAGAAGAAGCGUGGAGUUUAACCAAGAGCAGCGGCGGCGUGCUGAGCCCAGUAAGGAUUUAGGAGCGAGGCAGUGUGAGUGCAAGGUAGCAUGAUUGAAAACAGACUGGAAUAAUAUUUGAAACUUGGUAACCUACUACUACCGUACUACAGAUAAAGUAGCUUCGAAUCGUGUUGCUUCUGCAGUUUAGGUUGCCAUGACCUCCUGCAUUGCAGCUUGUGCUGGGGAGCUUGAAUCAUGGAUCAGCGGUGCUUUUUCAUCUCUGAAAACAAUUGGACUCUCCCGUCUGUCUGAGUAUUAAAAGGUUCUCAGUUGUGUUUGUUUUGUCCCUUCACUGGCGGAUUCUGAAGCGAUACAGCAUGAGGGGAAACUAACCUUUUACUGGGGGCUGGAAAAAGGGAAUGAGCGCUGGGGUGGCGGGAGAGAGCAGCGCGGGGAUGCCGCUGUAGAAGAGAACCGUUCUUCAAAGAAGGAGGCAGAGCGAAGGGAAGGGCAUGGCCAAGCUCUUCUACAGACUCCAGAGGUUUCUCCGACGGACCCAGUUUGUGUUUCUCUUCCUGGCGGCGGCAUACCUCAUGGCUGGGAGUGUUGUGCUGCUGCAGAGGUCAGGGUUCGCCCUCCAGACAGGGUCCCGAGGGACUAGUAGCUUCCUGCCAGUGCCGUCUCUAGGUACGGUGACCAAAGGAGCCCUGCUGGACACCGGCAUGGUGGGCAGUGGUAACAAGCUGGAUUCCCAGGCCCUCGUGAGCAGGCUGGACGGUCCGGUGAAUGGGGAGGUUCUAGGCAGGAGGAACGGACCUCGCUGGCUGAUGUCCCGCAACCUGGAAAUCAGACAGUUAAGACGACGCUGGUUUCAUAGUCUCAUGACAGAACAAGAACCACGAGUGGAGCGCAAGGUGGUGAAGAGGAAAGUGAAGCACAAAGGCACUUAUGUCGGAUGCUUCCUGGAUGACUCCAAGGAAAGAGCUUUGAAAGGAACGGUAUUUUACGAUUUUCGAAAAAUGACGAGCUCGCUGUGCCAGGACACCUGUUCAGAAAGUGGGUACCUCUUUUUUGCCGGCCUGGAGUACGGUGCAGAAUGCUACUGCGGGAACCGGAUUGCUGCACCCAAGACCAGAGAAGAGGAUUGCAACCUGGACUGCAAGGGAGAGAAGGGCUCGAUGUGCGGGGGGGUCGGGAGGCUGUCUGUGUUCAAGGUGGAAGACCUGCAUCCCGGAGCCAGGAAAUACAGGAAUGUUCAUUACCGGGGAUGUUUCAGAAGGCCAAAGAAUUCAACAGCUGCCUUCCGCGUCCAUGCCACUCAGCUGAAUUUAACCUCAGAAUCCUGCAUCGAGCUCUGCAGUGAUAAGGAGUUGCCUCUGGCUGUCCUCAGGAGACCGGAGUGUUACUGUGGUUACACCUCGACCCACUUCACUCUUCACGAGAAGGCCGAUGAGCAGCGCUGCGGCGGAGUGACCAACGCCAGCGAUGUCACCGGUGACGUCACCACACGCCUCACCGGAGAUGAGGGCUAUGUCAUGGUGUACCAGACUCCGGUGAAAGACACAAGGUGCACGGAGAGGACGUUUCUACCGGAGAAAUCCCAGAUGCUGGUUGGUCUGUCCAGCUUUCCUGGCGCUGGGAACACCUGGGUCAGGCACCUCAUAGAGCUAGCCACGGGAUACUAUACUGGCAGCUACUACUUUGACGGCACGCUCUACAACAAAGGUUUUAAGGGUGAGAAGGAUUACUGGAAGAGUGGGAGGACCAUCUGCGUGAAGACCCACGAGAGCGGGAAGAGAGAGAUCGAGAUGUACGACUCGGCCAUCCUGUUGAUCAGGAACCCCUACAACUCGCUCAUGGCGGAGUUCAACCGCAAGUGCGCCGGGCACCUGGGGUACGCCUCCGAGCAGCACUGGAAGAGCAAAGAGUGGCCGGAUUUCGUCAGCAGCUACUCCUCCUGGUGGGCCUCCCACGUCCUGGACUGGAUGAAAUUCGGGAGACGUCUCCUGGUGAUCCACUACGAGGAGCUGAAGAGGGAGCUGUUCCCACGGCUCCGGGAGAUCGUGGACUUUCUGAACGUUACUGCGUCGGACGAGCACCUGCUCUGCGUGGAGAGCAACCAGGACGGCAACUUCAAGCGCACUGGAGCGAAGCUGAGGGACUUCGACCCGUUCACCGUGGAGAUGAAAUCGCUGAUCGACGGGUACAUAAAGACCGUGGACGAUGCUCUGAGAAACAGCAACUUCAGCGGCUUGCCAGGGGAGUACGUGCCCAGAUGAUGACAGAUAAACUGAGCCUCAGUUUGAAAACAGAAACCGGCAAGGGCGCCAUCUACAGCACAGGCUAUGCUACUGACACCCUACUGAAUACCCCAGGGACCUUGUCUCCAAGAGAAGGGGAAGUCGCGCCCUAAGCCACUGACUGAUGAGAGGUGUCUCUGAGUUGAAACAGGAGGGUCGCACCUUCAAGAGACGACACACGCAGUUAGUCAAGCAGAUAAAGACGGAAACUGUAUGGCAGGUUAGGUAUUUUUUUGCUGCUUGUGGGGUGCCAAAACUGUAUCUUCCCUUCUAGAAUGGGACGUUUUUGUGGUGGUUCAGGCUGUGUAGAAGAGAUUUAUAAAGAUUUGUAUAAGUUCA